This is a messenger RNA of Cydia pomonella (codling moth), 781 nucleotides long. RefSeq lists its product as uncharacterized. Lineage: Eukaryota; Metazoa; Arthropoda; Insecta; Lepidoptera; Tortricidae. Bases 303 to 758 code for a protein of 151 amino acids. The record is from RefSeq and is a predicted model, not a curated record. The transcript has 3 exons.
GGCAUUUGUAAUAUAAUAAAAAUAUAGGAAGAACCCGAGAUGGUCACAGAUGGGAAGCAUUCAUUCCAUUUGUAUUGUGUGUGGGAAUGGGAAUACAGUUUUAAUAAUUUCAGGUAGCUGGAUUUGGCCGCAUUGACCUUACCUAUUAUACUUUUUGGUUGGUAUUUAAAGGAUGUUUAAAGGCCACGUAUUUCAGUGUCAAUGUCAAUAUCAAUUGACAGAAAAACUAUGUUUCAUAUUGUUUUUCUGUCAUCUUUAUCAGUUUUAUAAAGUGCAAGGAAUUCGUUUUUUAUACGUUUACUAUGGAAUUUUUCGGAGUAACCCUGUAUGGUCCACAAAACUAUAUAGGAGAUCUUAUAAAGGAAGGAUAUAGAGAACCAGAGUGUAAAGAACUAGUUGAACUUCUGAUGCAACACAUAAUAAGUCAUUCUACUUGCCCUGAGAAGAUUCAAAGACUUGAUGUAUCCGUUAUCAGAUUAAUUGAUUGUUAUAUUGGUCGGGUCAACGGGUUCGCAUACGGUUCUAUACAGAGGUUCAAUAAAAUGAAACGUAAGGGAGUUAUAAAACCAGCUGGUCCAGCGGAUAUUUAUCGAAUGCCACCGACAACAUCUGUAGAGAUCGGCUGGUUCCAAUGUGAUCCCGCUUUAGCGAAUCAAACUUGGUAUGAAACCAACCCAAGAUACCCUGCACCGAUAUCUCCCACUUCUUUAAUUUACGAUACUGUUCGGAAAAAUGAUAAAUAUGCAAGACUGUUUUGAUUGAAAAAUAAUGGAUUUGAGCA